This is a messenger RNA of Quercus robur (English oak), 490 nucleotides long. RefSeq lists its product as uncharacterized. Gene Ontology annotation, cellular component: COPII-coated ER to Golgi transport vesicle; endoplasmic reticulum membrane; Golgi membrane. Gene Ontology annotation, biological process: endoplasmic reticulum to Golgi vesicle-mediated transport. Bases 153 to 386 code for a protein of 77 amino acids. The record is from RefSeq and is a predicted model, not a curated record. Lineage: Eukaryota; Viridiplantae; Streptophyta; Magnoliopsida; Fagales; Fagaceae. The transcript has 2 exons.
AAGAGUGGAAGAGAGUGAAGUAGCUGAAAUGAAGCCAUGGAUUGCGAGAUUAUAUCGGGUCGUAAAUAUAGGAGUGUUUGUUUUAUUCGGGUCGGGUACGGGGCGGUUAAGAGCAAUGACAGCUGAUAUUUUAAUCGAACGGAUAUCAGGAAAUGGGUUUAUGGACUUUGCUUGAAGCCUGUCUCCUUUUUGCAAAUGCAAUGGCAAUACUGAAUGAAGAUCGAUUCCUUGCUCGGAGAGGAUGGACUUUGGCAGAAAUUCCUGGAAGUGGAAGAAAUUCACUGAAAGGGCAGAUCAUAGGGCUCAUACAUGCAUGCCAGUUUUUUAGACUACCCCUGAUAAUUUUAAAUGUUAUCGUUAUUGUUUUAAAGCUCUUCACUGGGUGAAGAUGGUAAAAUUGAUUACCAGUGUGACAUAUUUAUUUGGGCACUUUGUGAAUUAUUGCCUAAUCGAUUAGUUAUAUUCAGAGAAGCUUCUGAGUUACUAGUUA